Messenger RNA from Toxorhynchites rutilus septentrionalis, 3284 nucleotides. Its product is annotated as rhythmically expressed gene 2 protein-like. The transcript is spliced from 2 exons. The coding region runs from base 2387 to 3175 and encodes 262 amino acids. The record is from RefSeq and is a predicted model, not a curated record. Lineage: Eukaryota; Metazoa; Arthropoda; Insecta; Diptera; Culicidae.
ACAUGAACAUUCAGUGACAGUGACAUGAUCAUGCCGGGGGUUUGGGUUAGAUUCCCGUUCUGGCCGGCGGAUUUUUCGUGAAACAAAUUUCUUCCCACUUGCACUGAGAUCACGCAUGUUCUAUAGCUUGCCAUUCCAGAAUACAUUCAAGGCGUGUUAUUCGGCAUAAAAAUCUCAACUAAGUACUACUAAUAAAAAUGACGCAAGUAAUACCUACGUUGAGAAGGCAAAAGUUCCACUGGGAACGUUAGUGCUAUCCAAGAAGAUAUUCAAUGACAUCGAGAAUGAACUGAUAUUUCUGUCGAUGAAACGAAGACUAUAUGAAAAUGAAGGUAAAGGUGAACCAAAAAUAAUAUCAUUAUAGGCACAGUGACAGAAAGAAGUGAAGAGUGUCGGUGGAGAUAUUUUGCACUGACAAAUUUUGCUUUUCGAUUUCAACAUGCUCUCUCGAAAAUUUGCAUCCCUGUUCCCGGCUAAUACGUCGCAACCGUUCUAAAUAAACAUUGCCUCAAUAAAACUUGAUGCAGAAAAGAAUAUUUUGUAUUUUCAUUUUUUUAACAUAUUUAUAAAGUGCAUUUGAGCUUUUUGAACACCCUUUAAAUAGGGGCGCUUGAAUUUAUUCAGAAAUAAAAAUGGAAUUUUGUUACAUAAAAAUCACUCUUAUUUAACCAUUCGUCUAUACAUUUUCGACAUUUUUGCUGAAAGUUUUCAUUAUAAUAUAAAAUUGUCUUCAAAAACAAUUUUCGUAUGAGAUUUUUUCACCACCUUUGACGUACCCUUAACCCUCCUGUACUCGCGUGCAAAAUCAUAACACGUAUACUCGCACACGGUGUCACAGACCGAAAAUUGAACUUCUCUGUAAUGUUGCCAAUGUGUAUUUUCCGGGCUUUAUUGGCAUUUAUUUUAAGAAGAGGGUAUGUUUAAAUGAAAAACCUCCAGAAAAUAUGUUUUCUCCGUCUUUAUUAUGUUUUAAUAGUCAUCUAAUUAGGCCUCCUCAAAACAGAUUAAUUUCUGAUACUCAAAUACAAUUUACAAAUAACGAAAUUCGAAUUUUUCACUGUUUUUCAUUUAAAGUAAGCUACCGAAUAUAAUUCAUGGAAGUACAAAGAGCUAUAAAAUAACAUAAAAACGAAUUAAUCGAUUGUGGUUCGAUUGGAGUAAGAAUCAGAACAUAGCAUAACUGCAUGUUCGAAACAAACAUGUUUUUUACAAUCCAUGCAAUUGUUGCGUGUUUUUCGGGCCUUUUAUCGAAGAGAAUAAUGUAUACCGACCUUCUAGAUAAUCACCAGACGAUAAAGGUUCUGGAAUAUAAAGUUUGCAUAUUUCUAAUAUUCUUUGUCUCUUUAUUCUUGGUAAACUAAAAACUAAUGCCUUUUUAUAGAUAGGGCAUAAAAAGAUGAUAUAAAAGGAUUUCUAGGAACUUCCUUUUCUUUCUCUUGUUUUCUUGUUGAUAUUGUCCAUUAAAAAAAAUUCCCCGAAACUGUAACUGUUAAAAAUUACCAUAAGCCACCGAUUAGUUUAUAGUUUACUGUUUACAAUUCUUCCACGAGUGAAAUUCUUUCACAAGUGUGUAUAUGUAUGACCAUUAUACUUAGCGAAUAACUAUACGAAAGUCAAACAUUUACAUUUUGCUUUUGAACAUAUGAAUCUAACGACGAAUAUAUCGACCAAUAGUUAAUAUAUGGAUCUGUUCAAUCCAGUUACAAAAGGGACUGAAACCGAAUAAGAAUAGUCCGGUAAUGAUCUUAUGCAUUAUAUUCAAUAAAUAUUCCACGCCACUAACAUUAAUUUAUACAUUUCAUUCAACAAUAUUCUAGACUAUGAAAAAAGGCACAUGUCCAAAAAAGUUACUCCUAUACUCGCGUCGGUGUGUCAGACCGAAAGUGUUGAAAAAGUGGCACACGUCCCCUUUGUACCAACACAUGCGGUACGCUAAACGAUGACGAACGACGAAUAACGAAGCUAGAGAGAAUCGCAAAGUCGUAGUGUUGAUAUUUUCUGAGAAAUGAACGAAUUAUUGAAUUCUCGGUCUGACAGACCAAUGCGCGAGUAUAGGAGUGUUAAACUAGUAAACGAAGCUCAAUGUCGUCGACGCGAAUACUUCAUACAAUGCUGUCGCUUUCCUAAUGAUAUUCGAACAACUUAAUAAAACCUGAACAACACUAGUUAUUUUCAAAUGAAACUGACAGCAUUUCGCGAUAUCAGUGCUCGCUCGCUUUCUUUCAAAACAACUCAAAUGUUUUGAUAAAUCUGUAGGUGCAAUGUUAUUGUUUACAUUACAUCAAAUUGCGAAGAUGUUGCAUUGAGUAAUACUGAACAAAGUAUUGGACGAAUGCUCAUUGCAGAAUAGAGUGUCACAAGAACUACGACGAUAACGGCAGCAACUAUGAUAAACACAGGGUCACAUCUUGUGGCUAAAAAUCUAGCCCGCUUCAAACUGAUAACGUUCGAUGUUACGGACACAUUACUGAAAUUUUCUCGACCACCCGAAAUGCAGUACGCAUUGGCAGCCAAACGACACGGAUGCACCGACCUUAACGAACCGGCAUUGGCUAAGUGUUUCCGAUCGAACUUCAAAAGGAUGGCUCGAGAGUAUCCUAAUUUCGGUAAGUGUUCUACCUACGAUUGGCAGUGGUGGUGGCGGACCCUGGUGAUGGACAUAUUCCGAGAGUCGCAUGCUCAUUUGGAUCACGAACGGUUGAACCGAAUAGCCGACGAUCUGAUAGAAGAUUUCAAAACAAGUGAUUGUUGGACUAAAACGGAAAUGGCCGAUGAAAUACUUGAAACAGCUCGCGUACACUGUAAACAUGUGGGAAUAAUUUCCAAUUUCGAUCCCAGAUUGAGAGAUAUCAUUGGUGUCAUGAAUCUACCGACAGUUGAUUUUAUCGUCACAAGUUACGAGGUUGGAGACCAGAAGCCUGGUGGAAAGAUCUUCGAACAUGCCCUAAGCCUGUGCAAUUCUCGAGUGCUUCCUUGCGAAGCGCUUCAUGUCGGAAAUACUCCUCACCUAGAUUACAUGGGUGCAAAGCAAGCCGGUUGGUCGAGCGUGUUGGUCAAUAUAGAUUCUGCGUCAGAAAAAGGAGUUUCUCUCGAUCCAGAAAUAAAUCCGAAACAUGUGUUUAGAAACUUCAGUGAGUUUAUUCACGUGCUGAAGACUGUCGAGUUAAAAUGGUAAUAUAUACUUGUUCUGCUAUUAUUUUCUAUUGGGUAGUGUUACAGUUUAAAAAUUGUGUAUAAUAUAUUAAAAAUACGCUGAAUAAAUAAUGGGAAAAUGUUUGAGAUCA